AAAAAAAUUUCCUCCCCUUUCUUGAAUUCAGGUUCUUCAACACCAAAUACAAAAAGAAAGGGAAAAAAAAGGAGGGGGGAAAAAUUACAGUGUUUUUCUUAUUGUAUAGGAGGGAUUAACGAUUAGUACCCAAGAAAAAAGAUAAGAUUGCGAAUAGAAAGAGAAAAACAACAAACAAAGAAAAAAAAUCAAAAGGAGAAGAAAUGGAGGAAUCAAGGCAAUCGGAUUGUAGGGUUCCUGUCAUUUCUUCCAUAUUCUUCAUCUGCCUAGCGACCGGAGGUGUGUUUCUGAUAAUGUACGUUUUCACGCCUUCAUUGUCGGCGCCAUGGUACCCGAUCGCGGCAUUCGUCAUGAUCGGAAUUCCGUGGCUUUUCUGGUUGGUCACAUACAUUUACGCAUGCCUUAAAGCCUGUUUUAGAAGGGGUAAUCUCAACGAGCGACAAAUUUCGAGGCGGAAUAAUUAUUCGAGGAACGCCGCGCCUUCUUCCAAGAACACCGGAAGAAAUGCGUCGAUUAGCCAACACCGUGAUCGUGAUCAAGAAGAAGCCGUCGAUGAUCAUCGGAAUUCGCCGAAAGACGGAAAACACGUACAAUUCGCGGAGGUGGUUGUGAUGGGUGCCGGCGAUAAUGGACGAAAUAACCAGGAAUCAUCAUCAGUUACAUCUUCUAAAGAGAUUGAGAUGCCAUUAAAUGUAGGGGUUUCAUCUUCAUGAUAGGAGGAGGAGGAAGAGGGGAAAAAAAGAAAUUUGGGGUAAUUAAUUCUCUUUUUUCUUGUUUGUACUUAUUAAUUUUUAUUUUACUUUUCUUUCGAAAACUUUGAGGUAUAUAUAUAGUUUC
This is a messenger RNA of Oldenlandia corymbosa var. corymbosa, 837 nucleotides long. Lineage: Eukaryota; Viridiplantae; Streptophyta; Magnoliopsida; Gentianales; Rubiaceae. The record is from the annotation of a GenBank genome assembly.